Colletotrichum scovillei is the source of this 1734-nucleotide messenger RNA. RefSeq lists its product as uncharacterized. Gene Ontology annotation, molecular function: oxidoreductase activity, acting on paired donors, with incorporation or reduction of molecular oxygen; iron ion binding; monooxygenase activity. The transcript has 2 exons. Bases 1 to 1734 code for a protein of 577 amino acids. NCBI's taxonomy places the organism in Eukaryota, Fungi, Ascomycota, Sordariomycetes, Glomerellales, Glomerellaceae. The record is from RefSeq and is a predicted model, not a curated record.
AUGUCUUCGUUCACCUGUGGCCUGCAAUACUGCGUUGUCGUUGCCAUUUUCACAAUCACACUACUCUACCUCCUGCACCGCUCUCUUCUACCCAAACCGAUCCCAGGAAUACCUCACAACAAACAUGCGGCCACCAACAUCAUGGGAGAUAUUGACUCCUUCCUCGAAAGCCAGGAACAAGGCAUCUCAAUGUUCCGUUGGGUCGCAGCCCAAACCGAGAACCUCCAAUCGCCCAUCAUCCAACUCUUCAUGCGGCCCCUUUCUCCCCCUACGGUCAUCGUUACAGACUUCCGCGAAGCAGAAGACAUAUCCAUGAGACGAUACAAAGAGUUCGACCGAACCGACUUCUUGCGGUACAUCUCUCAGCCGCUGAUGCCCCAGUUUCACAUGAUGAUGAAGAGCGAUGAUCCCUUGUUCAAGAGGCAGCGGAAAUGGCUCCAAGACCUGAUGACACCUGCCUUUCUCCACGGUGUUGUUGCGAAGCCCAUCUACGACAGCGUUCGGCAGGUAGUUGAGCUCUGGGAACACAAGGCUCGUCUGGCCGAUGGCCGCCCCUUCGAGGCCUUCAACGACAUCUACUUCGGGGCGUUUGAUGCUGUUCUAGCGUUCUCGUUCAGCAGCAACUUUCAGCACACGACACUACCAGGUCGACUGCAGCUGAUCUCGACCCUCGAACGCGUGGAACUCCCACCCAAGGGUAUCUCGCCGGUAGUCUUUCCGGAGAGUGAACAAAGCCAAGUCAUCAGGGCGAUGCUGCAACUAGCCGAAACGGUCGAGGAAACAAGAAAGGCAGUCUUUCCAUGGCUUCGAUGCUGGUACAUCCAUCAAACUCCCCGCACCAAAGCUGCCAAGAAGAUCAGAGAUGAUACUAUCAACCAAGAACUCGAGGCUUCUGUCAAGAGACUCGAGGCCGGCGAAGCUGCGUGCUCCGCGCUCGAUCACAUGGUCUACAGGGAAAAGCGAGUAGCCGAGAAGGAAGGCAGGGUGCCAGUGUACAAGUCAGUGGGUAUGAAAAGCGAAGCGUUUGGCUUCUUGCUAGCCGGGCACGAGACGACGGCCACGACCUUUGGCUGGGGCAUCAAAUACCUUGCAGACAACCCAGACGCACAAGCACGACUCCGCAAAGCCCUCCGCAAGCAGUUACCUGAAGCAAUAAAAGAGAAACGUAAUCCAACACACGAAGAAAUCAUGAAGACUACCAUCCCCUACCUCGACGCCACCAUUGAAGAGAUCCUUCGCUUCGCUGGAACGACCUCGGUCACGGACCGCGAGGCGAUGCAGGACACGACGAUCCUCGGCCACCAUAUUCCCAAGGGCACAAACGUGAUGAUGGUGACCAUUGGCAAGAGUAUACUUAAACCGGCGUUUGACAUCCCCGACGCUCUGCGCUCCAAGACGGCUCUCGACGCGUCGAGCCGGGUUCGGAGCUGGGAGGCAUCGCCAUAUCCCGUGGAGGACUUCAAACCCGAGCGAUGGCUAGUGAAAUCAGACAAGAACCCCAAACAGAUGGUGUACGAUGCCACGGCGGGGCCUCAAAUGGCUUUUGGCCUCGGGCCUCGGGCAUGUUUCGGGCGAAGGCUGGCGUAUCUGGAGCUUCGCAUGUUUACCGCGAUGCUGAUCUGGAACUUUGACUUUUUGCCGUGUCCUCCUGAAUUGUCCGAUUAUAGAGGCUACGACGGUUUGACGGUCAAACCUCGGCAAUGCUAUGUCAAGUUAUCGAAGAUCUCACAGUGA